GGCGGUGAUGAAGUGAUUGUGUGUGAUUGUUUUCAGGUCAAAAACUAAUGCUGAUGCGCUUUAGUAAAAUUUUAAACACAGUCAUUAAUUAUUUACCGUUGUGAUUUAUACUACGAGAAUGUCGGAAACUAGUGAUCUCGAUCGUCAAAUAGAGCAGUUAAAAAGAUGCGAGAUCAUAAUGGAGGCUGAGGUAAAAGCGCUAUGCGCUAAGGCCCGCGAGAUUCUCGUUGAAGAGAGUAACGUACAACGCGUGGAUUCUCCUGUCACGGUGUGUGGAGAUAUCCAUGGCCAGUUUUAUGAUCUGAAAGAAUUAUUUAAAGUAGGUGGUGAUGUUCCUGAAACAAAUUACCUUUUCAUGGGAGAUUUUGUUGACCGAGGGUUCUAUUCUGUGGAAACAUUCUUACUACUGUUAGCAUUAAAAGUCCGCUAUCCUGACCGAAUAACACUUAUACGUGGCAACCAUGAGUCAAGACAAAUCACACAAGUAUAUGGGUUUUAUGAUGAAUGCCUCAGGAAAUAUGGGUCAAUUACAGUUUGGAGGUAUUGCACAGAGAUAUUUGACUAUUUGUCGCUGUCUGCGAUCAUAGACGGUCGAAUAUUCUGCGUGCACGGUGGCCUUAGCCCUUCCAUUCAGACCCUGGACCAAAUUCGUACCAUUGACCGCAAACAAGAGGUCCCUCAUGAUGGACCCAUGUGUGAUCUUCUUUGGAGUGACCCCGAAGAUACGCAAGGUUGGGGAGUGUCGCCUCGAGGGGCGGGUUAUCUCUUCGGUUCUGACGUCGUAGCUCAAUUCAACGUAUCCAACGACAUUGACAUGAUAUGCCGCGCCCACCAGCUCGUCAUGGAGGGAUACAAGUGGCACUUCAACGAGACUGUGCUCACUGUGUGGUCGGCGCCCAAUUAUUGCUAUAGAUGCGGCAACGUAGCUGCUAUAUUGGAACUGAAUGAAAAUCUGCAACGAGAAUUCACUAUAUUUGAAGCGGCACCGCAAGAGUCUAGAGGUGUUCCCUCCAAAAAACCUCAGGCGGACUACUUCUUAUAAUGUUCCAUACAAUAGACUGACCAGGCGUCUAUUUAGUAUUACAGUUUUAAGUAGUGACAAAACAUUUCAUGUGGAAAUAAUUUAAUUGUGAUUUUAAGACUGGUAAGUUGUAUCGAGAAUGUGUUUACUGUACCUUAUGAUGUUUUAGUUGUACAAAGUGGGUGUUUUGCUUCGCACAGGUAACGGGUG
Messenger RNA from Chilo suppressalis (striped riceborer), 1231 nucleotides. The record is from the annotation of a GenBank genome assembly. NCBI's taxonomy places the organism in Eukaryota, Metazoa, Arthropoda, Insecta, Lepidoptera, Crambidae.